Microsporum canis CBS 113480 is the source of this 819-nucleotide messenger RNA. Its product is annotated as signal recognition particle SEC65 subunit. The transcript has 2 exons. The record is from RefSeq and is a predicted model, not a curated record. Gene Ontology annotation, biological process: SRP-dependent cotranslational protein targeting to membrane; SRP-dependent cotranslational protein targeting to membrane, signal sequence recognition. NCBI's taxonomy places the organism in Eukaryota, Fungi, Ascomycota, Eurotiomycetes, Onygenales, Arthrodermataceae. Gene Ontology annotation, molecular function: 7S RNA binding. Gene Ontology annotation, cellular component: signal recognition particle, endoplasmic reticulum targeting. Bases 1 to 819 code for a protein of 272 amino acids.
AUGUCACACGCACGGGUGGAAGAAGUGUCGGACUCUGAUCCAGACGACAUGGACCCGUCAGACUUUGAUCCAGCCAAAGACUCGAUCAUAUAUCACAAAGACAUAGAGACCCCGCCGUCCAACAGCAUACCUCACCGUCCUGCCGCCCGGCCUACCACCGCCUCUCCCUCUCCGCCGCUCUUCCCGAGCUUGCCGCAGGUGCACCGCCCCUCCGUCGCCCAGGGUCGCGAUAUCCCACGCUCAUAUCAGUGCCUAUAUCCCGUCUAUUUUGACAAGUCAAGAACCCGCGCAGAAGGGAGGAGAGUGAGCCGCAAACUAGCCGUAGACAGCCCGCUAGCCAAGGACAUCCUAGAUGCUACACAGCUGCUUGGGUUGACCGUUGGUUUUGAACCUGAUAAACUGCACCCUAAGGACUGGUCGAAUCCUGGGCGAGUGCGUGUGAUGCUUAAAGAUGAGGAUAGGCGGCCUGCCAGUUCCAGUAUAAAAAAUAAACACCUGCUAUACACACACGUUGCACAAUAUUUGCAAGCCCAUCCGACCACGGAACAGACUCCCUUCCGGCUGCGGCUACACGGCAUGCCUACACCGGACAAGCCCCCAGGACCACCCGCCACGCCACGGGGAUGGAAAAUCAGCAACAUCCUGCCCUUGCACUCGCCUGCGUUGACUGGCGGCGGGGUAAGCGAUAACCCGUUCAAGGAGGCCAUGAAGGAGAUGCAGGCACAGCAGGGCCUGCCUGGAAUGCCCGGCAUGUCUGCGCCAGCCAGUACGGCCCCAGAGCCCAAGAAGAAGAAGGAUAAGAAGAAGGGAAAGGCCUAG